GUCCCCUCCCUUUGCACUUCACGUUUGCUCUAAUGGGACAGAUACUCCGUUGCUAACAUAUUAAAGUCACCAGAAGGUGAUGCCAAGGUAGAAUGCGUGGCUCAUCCUCAGUCCGUAGGCUCCCAGUGCUCUCCUCCACACUUGCCCUGUGCAGAUCUCAUCCUCGUGAAGCUUGCUUGAAUUGCCUGUGUUCGUGUGAUCGCAAGCGCAUGAUGGCUGCGUUCAAGGGGAUCUGGACCAAGAGUUUCUGGAGGGCGGUCUCUGGGGAGUUCCUGGCGACGAUGAUCUUCGUUCUUCUCGGCCUGGGCUCCACCAUAGGCUGGUCGGCGGGCGAAGAGAAGCCACCGCCCGCUGAUCUGGUGCUGAUCUCCCUCUGCUUCGGCCUGACCAUCGCCACCAUGGUCCAGUGCUUUGGCCACAUCAGCGGUGCUCACAUCAACCCCGCCGUGACUGCGGCCAUGGUCUGCGCCCGCAAACUCAGCAUCGCUAAGGCUGUCUUCUACCUGGCUGCCCAGUGCCUGGGGGCCACCGCUGGCGCCGGCAUCCUCUACCUGGCCACGCCCAGCAGUGUCAGAGGAGGCCUGGGCGUGACUACGGUCAACGCUGGCAUCUCAGUUGGCCAGGGCUUCCUGGUGGAGCUCCUGAUCACGUUCGAGCUGGUCUUCACCGUCUUCGCCACCUGCGACGCCAAGCGCACCGACCUCGGUGGCUCAGCCGGCCUGGCUAUCGGCUUUGCCGUGGCAAUCGGCCACAUGUUUGCGAUCCCUUACACUGGAGCCAGCAUGAACCCUGCACGCUCCUUUGGCCCCGCAAUCAUCACCUGGACCUGGAAAGACCAAUGGGUGUAUUGGGUCGGUCCCAUCCUCGGUGGGAUCAUGGCCGCUGGCCUGUACGAGUACCUGUACUGCCCCGACCCAGAAGUGAAACGCCGUUUUGGUGGAGUCUUCUCCAAAGACACCUCGGGGAAGUACAGGGAGGCCGAGGGCCUGGUGGAGAAGGUGCCAUCGGUCCACACCGUGGACCUGGAGAAGGGGGAGAAGAAGGAGGCCUUCAAGGACCCCACCAGUGACGUGCUGUCAUCGGUAUGACUACCAAGAGCACUGGAGAAGGAGACCAGCCUCUGAAGCUCUGCCUCUCAUCUCGUCCCUGCCUAAAAUCCGCCUCUUUCUCUCUCAGGUGGGGAGAGCCUAGCCAGGCAGACCUUGAUUGGUUGGCUCGCUUUACACAGUAGCAUGGAGACCGGCACAGUGGGAAAACCAGAAACCAGAAAGCAAAUGUGCCAUUCUGACCAGUGAAAUCGACAAGCAGCCAAGCAGCCUUCCAGAUGUCAUUUUCAACCCUCUUGAGUGCAGCAUUUUGUUGAAAUGCAUAUCAAAUUUGUUAUCAUAACAUCAUUACUUUAUGUACAGUGAAAUUAAAUGCAACAAUAUGGACCCAGUCCUAUUAAAAACAUUAUAGUCACUAAUGUAUGAGCAACCUAAGAACAUACUUAAAUUCUCUAAUAUUUAGUUCCUAUGCAAUGUUCAACACAAGAAAUCUUAAUGGCUACAGUGUAAAGUAUAGAUUCCAUGUCAUUACUAUCAGAGGGAAGUAUAGAUUCAUAUUGUGAAGAUGCAGUGUAGUUCUGUACUUUCCUCUAAAUCUCCUUUUCCAGUGCACAUCAAUUCCAUUUUUUAUAAAAGCCUGCUUCUCUUUAAUAGCAAUGUACUUUACUAAAGCAAUUUUGAUAUGAAAAUUUAGUACAUAAUCAGUUUUUGACAAUACGUAUACUUUUUUGCAGUUGUAAUUAUUGCAGCUAAACACUUAUUGGUAUGUUUACCCUGUAAAUAUUGUUGUUCUUUAAAAAAGGCACAUGGUCUGUGUUGAUGCAUUGUUUGGCUUCCUACCUUUCAUAUUCAACAUUGCUAGACUUUAAAUCAAGUCAAAUCGAGUUUGGCUGCUCUACCACAAACCUGUAACGGAUAAAUUGCAAUUUGAAAUUGUAAACAUCUGUGACCUCAAACUCUGUUGAGCAUUUGAAUGUCUUUAUAACUGUGUUACAUUGUCUUUUACAAAUGCAAGUUUUUUAUUCUGAACGUAUAAAUAUUUGCAAAUAUAGUAUUAAUAUGGAGGUCUGUGCUUCCACUACGGUGCAGUAACUGUGGAGUUUCUCUAUCUGGCUCCCCAA
Molecule: messenger RNA, 2167 nt
Organism: Conger conger (European conger)
Lineage: Eukaryota; Metazoa; Chordata; Actinopteri; Anguilliformes; Congridae
Product: aquaporin-4-like
Exons: 5
Coding region: 93-1088 (331 amino acids)
Biological process (GO): transmembrane transport
Cellular component (GO): plasma membrane; basolateral plasma membrane
Molecular function (GO): water channel activity
Source: RefSeq, a predicted model, not a curated record